CUUAAUUUACCGCAGCAAAUCGAUCUAUUGAGAAUAACUGCGUUAUCUUUAAAGCCGAGUUUCAUAUUAUAAGGAAAUAUAUCUAGGGUGUAAGACAAUCAUAACAAAUUAUGUAAUAAUGGUAUUAUGGAUUACUACAGUGAUCCUUUUUCGACGCUUGUGAAUAUAACAGGCGACUAAUUAGGCCAUCUAGGGACUUUUAUAUCACAAUAACACGACAGUUUGCAAUGAAUUGAGCCUAUCACAGAACAAGGCAGACAAAAUACAUUAAUCAAUAACGAAAGGUUUAUCACAUAGCUGCCAUUAACGUAGAGCAAAAAAGGGAAAAGGCCAGAAAACAUGAUAAUCUUGAAGCAAAAGUGUUUGAGACGUACUUAAUAAUGGUAUGAUGGGAUAAAGAGAUAGAGCUAAUACAGCUGCACUGUCACGUGGAUUAAAGAGACGAUGAACCGAGCGAAGAGUUCAAACUUCGUGGAAGACGACGAUUUUCGCCAGACUUCGGUGAUACUGCUGGUUGUUGCAUCUUGUGUUAUAGCGUGCGGGAAUGGCCUAGUGCUCAUAGCGAUUAGCAGAUUCACCUACAAGACUUAUACUUUGAACCCGUUCAUCGCAUCCCUUUCGCUUGGUGAUAUCCUACACUUAGGGCCUGCUGCUGUCGCGCUUUAUGUUUAUGUUACUCAUGAAAACCAGGGGUUUAAUGAUUUGAUCACCUUAUGUAAUGUCCAGGCCUGGCUUAUGGUGUUCUUGAGAAUGGUCGCCAGUUUCUCUGUACUUUUGAUUGGAGUCGAUCGAACGCUCUCUUUGUCGACUCCUAAGUUCUAUCACUUUCGGUGGAGGGGAAGACUUCUAUACAGUUUGGUGCUUGCUAUCUGGAUUAUCGCCGCUUUCCUGGCUUCCUGGCCCCUGUUUGCCGGAAAUGGUGCUAUAACCGAGUUUAAGGAUGCACCUCGUAUAUAUUGCCUGUUUAAUCCAUACGGAGAAUUUGCGCUGUUUUUCGCGCUCUUUAACACCGUCCUGGUUUUGAUCUCCGCGGUAUUUAUUUGGAGCAUAUUGAGCUCAUCUCGAAGAACGCUGUUUAGCGCGAGGUUUUCUAACUCCUCCGGAAGGGUUUUGAUCGAAAAAAGGUGCAACCUUGCACAUGAGCAGUGCAGCCGUAUGAUGUCUGGGAUGGCUGCUGCGGUUAUAGGACUCUACUGCCUCUGCCUUGCACCAUUAACGGUCGCAAUUUUUCUGAACUUGUUCAACAUUUUUUACCCUCAUUUGCUUGGCCUCAUCUCGCUGCAAGCGCCUUUGGUCAGCGGUCUUCUCAACCCCUUGCUGUACGGUAUUAUGUGGCCUCCCUUUAGGCGAACAUACAUCCGGGUAUUACAGCUACCGAUGGCAUGCUGUAGGUCUUGCAGAGGCUCGCAAAACUACACAUCACAUAAUUUUCAAGAUGUGAACCUUAGCCAAAAUCCGAGCUUCUGGUCAGCCAGCGGUCUCCCUGAUGACGAUGGUGAGAAUCCAUUCAACAUCUUGUUCGGUCCUAGCUUCUACAACAAGCCACUCGGCUUCCAGGCAGACGAGCUGCAGAUGUUCGAGAAUCAGGGAGCGGAGAACAUCGCUGAGCUUGACGUGAAUAACUCUAACACAAACCACAACUACAAUCAGCCUAGUACUGAAGGAGUGGUGAUGGAAAACAGCGCUCAGUUUCAAAGUAUUCUAGAUCUAAUAGAGAAAAUGACGGAUGGGCGUACGAAAACAAACUGGACGCUGGAACGUAACACGAAGAAACGCGAAAGAACCAAGUCUAUUGAUUCCAAGUCCAGCAGUGCAUACUGGUCAGCGGAUAAGAGCAGUACGCAUGCGUCCAAGAUGGCGGAUACGGAGGACGUGAGGUUUUCUUUCGAGGGAGGUGUUGCAGGUGUUAGCGGUCAAGAGGGCUGGGACAGAGUCGAGUCGGGCACUCCUGGUUGUGCUUGCGUCAGCAAUAAGUCGAAAUGUUACGUGGUGCAUGACGGGAAACGAUACCUGGACUAUCUGGUCGACAAAGAGGUCCUGGGACUAGGAGAUGGUGCCGUUUUUGGAGAUAUUUGAAUAAUCAUGGUUUCUUUUAAUGGGAUACAAAUAGAGCAAUUGGAACAUGUUUUGGCUUUAUAUCCCCUUUACCUUAAUGAUUUUUUUUUUGCCGUCUUAAUUUUUUAAUGCAUGACGAUGAAGGCGCCAACUUUGUGCUUUGCUGCAUUUGGAGCAUGAUACUCAAAUAAGCUUGAACAAAAUGAUAACUAUAAACCAGUUUUACUAUUGGUAGCAUCAAAUCUGACAUAAACGACUGACAUACACUAAAAUCGUCAGGAUUUAUUAAAGUCUCACGUAAAAUUGAAUGAGGGGUGCCGGGCAUGACUAGGACUACGCUGUAACUGAGUGAGACACAAUUAAAAUAGAUUAAAAUAGAUAGGUUUAUAAACAACAAUCUAAACAAGAUUUUCCUUUCUACUAGUCUUUAGAGAGUCUUAACCUUAGUGUUAACCUAGCUCUUUUGCUAGAUUUACAUUCCAUUUUGUUGAAUCAAAAAAGGUGAGAACCAUUGCCGAAGGAAGCUCUGUUUGGGCCUGAAAGAAAGGAUAGCUUUACAUCGUGAGACAUCCGACAAUACUCCAUAGAUACAAAAGCCAAUGGUAAAGUAGAUUAAUCUUUCUGAGAGCUUCUAGGCCAAAUGUGCAGGUAACCGGAUCGGGGGAAAUCCCGCAAACACGUAACAGGUAACACACCUUUUGUUUCGUAAGAAAGCCACGGAGUAUGCACACUUAUCGAAUGGAUAUUUAAAAAUUAUCAUCGCACUAAGAAGUCGAAUGUUGUAUAAAACUACGAAAACACAUCAAUUAGAAAAAAAUACGUAGGCUAAGCGACAUGUUUUUAAUUCACACGGACAUCAAAAUGAAAAUGGAAGGGCAUUUGAAUAGCUUUUUUUCCUAAUUGAAGUUUUACUUUAAACUAGACUUCUGUUGAAACCAUUUAAGUUGUUUGUCCAAACAAAUAGACAGGGUUACAACAAAAUUGACGUACACUCUUUUUUAUUUCCGCUCCCAUUUACAUCAGUUAUCUUUAUAAACCAUCCCUGUAUCCUUUUCCUGUUUUUGUGUAAAUGUCUUGCACAAAAUUUUUCAAUAAUUGUCUCUUUUCUUUGAUUUAGAACAUAAGAUUGCAAAAAAAACGUAACGAUUUAGAAAAGGUCCAUAUAGGAAGAAAAGAUAAAUCAAAUAACGUAAAGGACAUAAACGGUAAUCAUGGCUGGCUUGUUUUUGUGAAAAAAAAACUUAUUCAAAUUCCUUUUUCAAUUCGUAUUUAUUAAAGAGCUUAAUUCUUUUAACAAAAGAGUGAUUUAUCGAAAAACAAAUACGACAAAAGCAUCAGCGUCAAUAUCUUGGCGCUCUCACCAAAAAUACAAACAGGACUAAUGCAUCAACAGGCAGACUUGUACAAGACAAAGUACAUUGUUAUUAGAUUUUCGCUCGAGUCUAUGACUUUGUGAUAUCGGGGAUACUCUAUCGGCUUAGAUAUAAAAACAAAAUCCCGCUGAUUAGAAGCGUUAAUGAAUCUCUAAAUGAAGUCUUUCAAUGGGAGAAGGACGGACUACCAAUCUUUUUACCUGUUGUGGAAUACAUGCAAGGCGUUUCUUGUAUUUUAUACGGGAUAAGUCGAUGCUAGUUAUUUGACCCGAAAACGACAACGCGACAAGUUGCGUCUCACUGGCCAUGUGUCAUUGAAUUGAGAGAUACACAGUACGCAAAUAGUGAUACACAGCUUGAUGUCACUAAGAAUACGUCACUACUGAUAAGUCACAUUUAAAAAGUCAUUGUUGAAGUCAAUAUAUGUCAGUAGUGACACGUGUUGGGAUCUUUACCUGACUGAUAGACGUCAUUUGGUGUUCGAGAUACAUCGCCACGUAUAGAAACGUCAAUAUACUCCACGAGUGAUACGUAACUACAUAAGCGUGAUUCGUAAACAGGUUUUAUGUCACUGGGCGGUACGUCACUGACUAACAUACGUCAUGUCUGUUAAUAGUGGCAACACUCUCAACCACACGAGCCCUCCACCGAAAGUCGGGUCCAGCUCAGGGUUAUUGGUUACCCUCCCGUUGCUGUCCGCCUUCAUUCUUAUCGGCAAUCUAACCAUUCUCCUGUCAAUCAAUACCUUUAACAUCCGCCGGGUACCCGAUUCCCUCAUCAGCGCUCUCGCCACCGUGGAUCUACUCAACAAUAUCCUUCCAGUAUGGACCACUUUGGCGGUCCUUAAUCUAGACAAAAGAGGCUUUAAAGGACUUGAUAACAAACCUUUCUGUCAAUUCUACAACUGGUCGGCGACGUGGCUUCGCCUCUCCGCUAGCUUCAUUGCAAGUCUCAUGGCUUUGGAUAGGUUCCUCGCGAUAGCUUACCCGUUUUUCUACCGUACAACAGCGUCUACGUCAUUGGCAAUCAAAUUCGUCUGUGGUGCUACUAUGUCAGCGGCCUUUUUGGCCGCGUGGCCAGUGAUGGGCUGCGGCGAGGUGAAACCAUUUCGUGGCGUCUGCUCGUUUGAGUUUACAGGGAGCUAUGCGUACGUGGUCGCUAUCAUCGGAUAUUUCCAGCUCGUCCUAGUCCUUCUAUGCUUUGUAUCAGUCGCGAGAAAAAUCAAACAACACGUCAGUCAACUACACGCCAUGCGACUGGGUCACGCCUUCACGCUACACGGCGGUAACCUAACGCUCGACCAAUCAUCAGCGAGCAACCAGGAAAUCAGCCAAUCACAGGGCAGUGAUAGGAACAUCAAUCAUGACAACAAAAAUGCACACGUCAUACGACUGGGUCACGCGUCAACGCAACGCAGCGGUUUAACGCUCGACCAAUCAUCAGCAAAAAUCCAGAGCAAUAGCCUGUCAAAUAGCGGCGGUGAAAAAUCACAAAACGGCGGUAAGAAUAUCAGGCAAUCACAGAGCAAGGGUUGUACAAGGCCGCAAGCCCCAAGGCAUGCUGGUGAGGGCGUACACGAAAAGAGCAGUCGUCAGUUCGUCAAGGUCCUGGCUGUUGUCGUGUUCCUAUUCUACUUGAGCUGGAUGCCCAUUAUAUUCAGUAUAACCGUUGCUCUGCAGACCCGGCGUGAAGACGAAAACCUCCACACCUUGUCAGCCAUGAUGUCGUUAAUAGGAUCAAUCCUUAACCCUGUGGUGUAUGGUGUAAUGUGCAAGCCGUACAGGAUCGGCUAUCGUCGCGUUUUUAUGCGCAUAUUCUGCUGCAAAAAAACGCUGACACAACCUGGCACUCGCCGUAUACAAGUCACGUGACUAUAACGCCAUUCACACAGGAAUGGCAUCGUAACUCCUCUAUGCGCAUAUGCCACUAGAAGAGACCGUUGACUCUAUCAGAUCCUUAUCACUACCAGUCACGUGACUAAAUAUUGUAUUUCUUUAACAAAUCCCCUCGACGUAAUGUAUCUUCAAAGUAUUUAUCGUGAGCAAUAGAAAUUUAAGAGAUUGUGUCAUGAUCUGGGAACAACAUAUUUGGGCACUUUAUUAAAAAAAAAAAGAACGGUCCGAA
Messenger RNA from Nematostella vectensis (starlet sea anemone), 5552 nucleotides. RefSeq names its product adenosine receptor A3. Gene Ontology annotation, cellular component: plasma membrane. The record is from RefSeq and is a predicted model, not a curated record. Gene Ontology annotation, molecular function: G protein-coupled receptor activity. The transcript is spliced from 6 exons. NCBI's taxonomy places the organism in Eukaryota, Metazoa, Cnidaria, Anthozoa, Actiniaria, Edwardsiidae. The coding region runs from base 4031 to 5299 and encodes 422 amino acids. Gene Ontology annotation, biological process: G protein-coupled receptor signaling pathway.